Messenger RNA from Symbiodinium necroappetens, 271 nucleotides. The record is from the annotation of a GenBank genome assembly. Lineage: Eukaryota; Dinophyceae; Suessiales; Symbiodiniaceae.
AUGGCGGUUGCUCCUGCGGGGGUGGAAGGUGUAAUGGCGGAUGUGGCGGCGGCUACGGUGCUGGGUGUGGGUGUGGUUGUGGUGGUGGGUGUCAAGGUGGGUGCGGCUGCUCAGGGGGAUGUGGCUACAACAGGGGUUGUGGUUGCAGUGGAGGGUGCGGCUGCAGCUGCGGAAGUGGCUGUGGUGGAUGCAGUGGCGCUUGUGGUGGAAGGCCCCCGCCACCGCCAGCACCGCCACCGCCUCCACCUCCACCAGGUCCGCCGGCAUCAAC